Molecule: messenger RNA, 1134 nt
Organism: Dermacentor albipictus
Lineage: Eukaryota; Metazoa; Arthropoda; Arachnida; Ixodida; Ixodidae
Product: micronuclear linker histone polyprotein-like
Source: RefSeq, a predicted model, not a curated record
AGAGGGCCCCCCUACGUAGGCGUGUCGCUGGCGAGGUUCGUCUCAAACAGUCUUAAGGAGCUUUCGCCUACUAUUACGCACAAUUGAGCGUCGCUCCCGCUCCUUAUUAUCCUGUCGCAUCGUACGUACUGCGUCAGGUACCAGCCGAUUGCAUCGAUCCUCUUGCACUGACUACAGUCCACUGCGUUCGCCAGGUGGAGCCUUCGGAAGUGCACGUCGCGUGCCACAACCUAGAGCCCCGACGAUGUUGUCGGCCGGCAAGUCGAAGAGUAACACUGGUAGCAAACGAACAAGUCCAUCAGGGCGAAGUGGAAGCCGCGGAAGUCCGCCUAGUGAGGCCAAGAUCGACAGCGCGAGUAAUCGGACAGGAGCUCGGGGUGGAAGCAGCAGCAAUGGCAGACCGGCUGGCAGCGACAAAAAGCCCUCUCCGAGCGAGGUCUCUCACAAGCCAAGCUCUGCCAAAGCGUCGCCUGGCACCGACAUUGCUGCGGAUCGCAAAGCAAGCGCCAGCGCUCCCGCUUCUCCAUCCAGACACAAAAAGAAGUCUUCCAGCGCCAAACAAUCAAAAAGCAGAACGAAGCGACGGGCAUCUGCCGCGAACAGCACGGGAUUAAAGGAAACCGAGGCGGAAGACGGCGGCAAACACCCGGCAUGCUCGACCUCCCCUGCUGACGUCGCAACCGCAGAGCAUAGAGAGCACAAGAGUUCUCCUGGCGGUCAACAAAGCCACAAGGUCAAGCUUAAGAUGCCCGAUGGAACGUACUUAGGCGUCGGUAAACGCAACCGAUACAUCAGAGCCAUGCAAAAGAAGAACCUCCAGUGCCACUACACUCCCUUCAUCUUCGUCUGCGGUGUUGGUAUCUUCAUGCUGACGUUUCUGUACAUCCAUCUAUAUCACCCAGUCAGGCAUCUUCUUGGCGAUCCCGAGCAAAUGGAACUGGCCCAAAAGGAGAGAACGAAUGCUACGACUACGACUGAAAUUACAACGAUACCUCUGUUCAACGCUUCAGAUAGCGCGUCUUCUGGCCCAUCCUCGCCCCCAGCGAAGGAGACAACUGGCGGGCGAUGAGCGGCGCCGCAGCAGCGUGCGCUUCGUGUAGAAGUAUCCUUUAUUUGUGUAAAUCGACUGUUAUU